Chinchilla lanigera (long-tailed chinchilla) is the source of this 7278-nucleotide messenger RNA. It is a transcript of the gene Zc3h12c, whose product is annotated as zinc finger CCCH-type containing 12C. Gene Ontology annotation, molecular function: mRNA binding; metal ion binding; RNA endonuclease activity. The coding region runs from base 193 to 2856 and encodes 887 amino acids. NCBI's taxonomy places the organism in Eukaryota, Metazoa, Chordata, Mammalia, Rodentia, Chinchillidae. The transcript is spliced from 6 exons. Gene Ontology annotation, cellular component: nucleus; cytoplasmic ribonucleoprotein granule. The record is from RefSeq and is a predicted model, not a curated record.
GUACGUGCCUAGUAAAUGGGGUUUCUUGGUAACGAUGAUAAAUGAACCUAAACAAUUUAUAGAUUGUUGGAAUUAACCAGAACUUCUCUAAAAGAUAUGGAAGAAACUGGAUGAAACAUCACAGCCGUUACCUGGAUAUGUGUGUGAAACACUUUAACUAAAUGAAGUAAAUUUCUGGAUAAAGAGCUGGAGAUGAAGACAUAUCGAAGGCAUUGUUUUACUAAGGAAUACGGGGUACUUUGCAUUCAGGAGUACAGAAAGAACAGCAAAGUGGAGUCAAGUACAUGUAACAGCUUCAUGGGCUUAAAGGACCACCUGGGGCAUGACCUCGGCCACCUUUACGUGGAGAGCACCGACCCACAACUAAGUGCAGCUGCUCCUUGGCCAAUGGUAGAAAAAUCAGCAAUGGAUACGGCUCAUGCCAGGAAGGAGGAAAAGGAGGUGUCCGAAGAGAAUGUGAGCUCUGGUGAUUCGGAAGAAAGCACAAAUUCUGAUCAUGAGGCAGAACAAUUGAGUAGCAUCUCAGGAGAGCCGUGCUUAGUAACCAAGACUCACAGACAAUUAUGUAGGUCUCCCUGCUUAGAGCCUCACCUACUCAAAUGUAAUGAAAUUUUGCAAGACAUUAAACCUGAAGAGUCCCAGAUGCCGUCAAAGGAAGUCAAGAAACCCCCUGACGUGGUGCGAGAAUACCAAACAAAACUGGAGUUUGCACUGAAGUUAGGUUAUUCGGAAGAACAAGUUCAGCUUGUGUUAAACAAACUUGGUACCGAUGCUUUAAUCAAUGAUAUUUUGGGAGAACUUGUCAAACUUGGAAAUAAAACUGAAGCUGAUCAAACAGUUAAUACCAUUAGCAGUAUAAUGCGGGAAGCAUCUUCUCUGGAAUCUCAGAGAUCUGAAUCUCCAAUGCAAGAGAUCAUGACCGAUGAUGGUGAAAAUCUGAGACCAGUAGUCAUUGACGGCAGCAAUGUGGCCAUGAGCCAUGGAAAUAAGGAAGUAUUUUCCUGCCGGGGAAUAAAACUGGCCGUGGAUUGGUUCUUGGAAAGAGGCCACAAAGACGUUACGGUUUUCGUUCCUGCUUGGAGAAAGGAGCAGUCCCGACCCGAUGCGCUCAUUACAGAUCAAGAGAUCUUACGCAAGUUGGAGAAGGAGAAAAUCCUCGUGUUCACACCAUCCCGGAGAGUCCAAGGGAGGCGAGUGGUGUGUUACGACGACAGGUUCAUUGUGAAGCUGGCUUUUGAGUCAGAUGGUAUAAUUGUAUCCAAUGAUAACUACAGGGACUUGGCAAAUGAGAAACCCGAGUGGAAGAAGUUCAUAGAUGAGCGAUUAUUAAUGUAUUCAUUUGUCAAUGACAAGUUCAUGCCCCCUGACGACCCUCUUGGCAGACACGGCCCGAGUCUGGAUAAUUUCCUAAGGAAGAAACCUAUUGUUCCUGAACACAAAAAGCAGCCUUGUCCAUAUGGAAAGAAGUGUACCUAUGGACACAAGUGCAAAUACUACCAUCCCGAGAGGGGCAGUCAGCCUCAGCGGUCCGUGGCUGAUGAGCUUCGUGCCAUGUCGAGAAAUACAGCAGCCAAAACUGCAAACGAAGGAGGACUGGUGAAAAGCAACAGUGUUCCUUGUAGCACUAAGGCUGAUAGCACUUCUGACGGCAAACGAGGCGCUCCAAAGAGGCAGUCAGAUCCGAGCAUAAGGACUCAGGUCUACCAAGACCUAGAGGAAAAGCUUCCCACCAAAAACAAGUUGGAAACCAGGUCUGUACCUUCCUUGGUUAGCAUACCGGCCACUUCUACUGCAAAACCCCAAAGCACUACAUCUCUAAGCAACGGCCUUCCGUCUGGAGCUCACUUCCCCCCUCAGGAUCAAAGGCCGCAGGCACAAUACCCUCCCAUGAUGAUGGCAGCCAAAAACCAUGGAACGCCAAUGCCUUACGAACAGUAUCCAAAAUGUGACUCACCUGUUGACAUUGGAUAUUAUUCCAUGCUGAAUGCGUAUUCAAAUCUGAGUAUCUCAGGCCCACGAAGUCCUGAAAGGCGUUUCUCCCUGGACACAGACUAUAGAAUAAAUUCUGUAGCUUCUGAUUGCAGCAGUGAAGGGAGCCUGAGCUGCGGGAGUAGCGACUCCUACGUAGGUUACAACGACCGCUCCUAUGUCAGUUCCCCCGACCCACAGCUGGACGAGAAUUUGAAGUGUCAACACAUGCACCCUCACAGCCGCCUUAACUCCCAGGCUUUCCUGCAGAGCUUCCACGACCCCUUGACCAGAGUGCAAAGUUACAGUCACGAAGAACCAAAGUUCCAUCACAAGCCUCCUCUUCCACACUUGGCUAUGCAUCUGCAGCACCCUGCUGUGGGUGCCCGGUCCAGUUGUCCUGGCGAUUACCCCUCGCCCCCGAGUUCCGCACACUCCAAGGCACCACACCUAGGGAGGUCCUUAAUGGCCACCAGAAUAGACAGCAUUUCUGAUUCUCGACUCUAUGACAGUUCUCCUUCAAGACAAAGAAAGCCUUACUCCCGCCACGAAGGGCUGGGAAGCUGGGAUAGGCCAAGUUACGGGCUGGAUGCCUGUGGGUAUCGGCAGACUUACUCCUUGCCUGAUAACGCCACGCCCCCGUGUUAUGAGCAGUUUACCUUCCAGAGCCUGCCUGAACAGCAGGAGCCCGCCUGGCGAAUCCCGUACUGCGGAAUGCCGCAAGAUCCGCCAAGGUACCAGGACAACCGAGAGAAAAUUUACAUCAACUUGUGUAACAUCUUCCCACCUGACCUCGUGAGGAUUGUCAUGAAGAGGAAUCCCCACAUGACAGAUGCCCAGCAGCUCGCCGCAGCCAUUUUGGUGGAGAAAUCACAGCUGGGUUAUUGAAAGAUGAUGCAUCUUUGUGGUGUUUAAUAGUUUUUUUGUUCAGCGGAAAUGCUGAGGGAGGUUUGCUACAAUAGCACAUGUGAUCUCCUUCUCGGCAAGGAGGUCAUAUAGUAUCCAUUUAUGUGAAAUACUGUAUCAUGGAAUCUGUAUGUACAGCCCCACAUGGUGGAAGUAUCACGGGAUUGCUUUACAUUCAAACUUUUUUUUAACAUUUCCUUUUUAAAGCUCUAUCCUUGGCUGGAAAUUUAUCCAGUUUGAUUUAAUAGAUGUGUCUGUGACCUUUGAUAUUAAUCUUUGGUGCAUCAGGGGUUUAUAUGCAGCACUUUUUAUCCUUGUUUCCUGUUUUAUUAACCUGGUGUUUGUCUAUCAACUGCAAGCAAUUACAGUACCUUCAGAAUGUGGAACCUUUGACGAGACCCAGCAGAAUAUUUUUUCAAGCCAAGCUUAAUUCGAAUCUUUUACAGCUUUUUAAGUUAUUUUUAUUUGGGGAAAGUGGGCUUCUUUGUCCUAUAAUCAGUAUUUAUAGAAACAAAGAUAUACUACAGCACUGACUUUAUAUUUAAACAAAAUCUAAGUUACCAAUUUAUGCUGAAAUGGGUAACAUAUAUGUUAGAAUGAUUUACAAUAUGGCACUUUUAUUGUUUUAUUUUUGUUCGGAUUUUUUUUCCUGAUGAGAAAUCAGUUAAUUUAAUGGUCAGUUUAUAAGAAAGCAGAUGCAAUCAAUGGAAAAAACUGUUUCCAUUUUUUUUAAAUGAGCAAAGCAAAAGCCGUAGCUGGUACAGUUAGCGCUUUCUUAUCCAGCUAUGGUGUGCUUCUAUGGAAAUGGGAUCGAAUUCCUAGAUUCCCAUGAAUCUGUAUUUUUAAUGUUUGUUUUUUGUUUGGGGGCACAACAAUACUGGAUAAAUAACCCUUUCUCAGUACUUGCCUGUUUUUAAUGAAUCUAAUUAUUCUCAAUGCAAUUUUAUAUUUAAUAUACUCUAGCUUUCCUGCUAUUUAUCAAGGCUGGCCUGAGAUGGUUUUAUGUGUUGAGGAGAUGCAAGAUUUAUUGAUACUGCACUAUAGAAAUAGUGAUGGAGGAGUUGUAAAUGGUAACUUAAAAUUUUUGUAAGAUAGUGUAUAUUUUCCAUUUUCCUGAAGGUGGUUUUUUUGGAGGGCCUGUUAUAUUAUUAAGGCCAGACUCUUGCCACAAAUAGUGUAGUUUUUAGAUACAGACUACUGUCUGUUCUAGUAUUAGUAAGGGAUAUUUCUGGUUUCAAACUCAGGGGUUUUGCUGAUUGCAGUUACAUUUCUGCAGAUUAGAAGAUGGAUUUUGCAGUUAGUAGCAGACACUUGUAUGUUGAGAAUUCGACUGUCCCUUCAGACUCUGAAUUUUGCCUAGUGUCCUACGCACAUUCAGAUCUGUUUUUGUAGUCUGCUUGGACGUUGCAGUCGUUUAGGUUAUUCCACACGCUACAGUCUGAAGUAAAGCCCUGAAAAACCAGAAAGUACCUUUCACUGUUGAUACAAAUUGUAUCUUUUUAACUAUAAGAACUAUUUUGAUUUGUAGAUCUAGUUAAAAACACAAAUGUGUAACUAUGAUUAGACUUUUGGGCAACAUUUUAUCCCUUAUUUAAAUACAAAUUUUUAAAAGAAAUUUGAGGUCUAUAAUAGAGUAGAAAAUAAAAGUAACAAUUUAGGUAAAUAAAGGUGUCUGUCUUAGUUUUAUAUAAUAUAUUAAAAUAUAUUCAAUUUAUUGGCAUUUUCUUUCUUCUAAAACUUACCUAGUGUGAACUUUACUAAAAUAAAGGUAAAAUGCUGCCUGAAAAAUAAUGUCCAAGCAUCUUUGACUAGGAUAACAUUUUCACUACUUGUGUGACACUGUGUGUUGCAUGGAGUAGGAUUUGGGUAUACAGUAAAUGCUUCUAAAAGGCAUUGUGCAUAUUGACAUAUCCAAUAAUCUGAACCGUGUUCAGCAAACCUAAUUCAGGAAAGUGAUGUUCUACACAAUUAUUGCUGUCGUGCUUGCAGGGAGUGUGGCACGCAUCUGUACCCCAAGAGAACACGGGUGACGCCACACAAACCAUGCUGGACGGGGUCUGUCCCAGAGUGACCCUGCUUGUGAAAUUGUUCUCGAUUUUUGUCGUUCAUGAUCUGUAGAAUGAGCUUAAAUGUACAGGUGAAGUGAGUACCAAAAAAUAGGGUUACCAGUGUGUAUUACCUUUAAUUUUAGUCAUAUUUUAAGAUAUUGUAGUGUGAAAUCACUUCUAAAUUAUACAUGUAGUUUUGCCUCCAUUUUCUUCAAUGUAGCAUUUUAAUUACUUUAAGAUCGCUAAACUUUACUAAGUGGUUUUAAAUAAGACCUUCGGUUAAAUGGCUGUGACUUUAAAUUUGACCUUCCAAUAUAUUUAGUUGACUGUUUAUCAUUAUUUUUUGGAUAAAUAGCAUCCACUGCCAUCACAUGUACUGAAGUGAAUAGCUCUGAACUACCCACAGCAUAAGUGUUCAGUUUAAUUAGUUGUACGUUAAGAAGGAGCAGUUUUUUAUGUCAAGAGGACAAUUUCCCUGCCCCCCUUUUUUUUGGAAGCACCAACAUUGCUUUCAGAGCUUAUGACUGAGAAAAUAAGCUGACUUAGGUACAGCAAAUUCUUGUUAUUUACAGCAAUAAGUAGAAGGAGUCCUUUACUUAAUUAGAUCCAUAGCUGACUGCAGACCUUCAUUUUAGCCAGAACCUUCUUUCUAGCCCCUAAUCCCUGUUUACCAGACCCGCUAGUACAUAACCAGGAUGAGGUGUGUUAAUAAGUGGUGAAGUUGCCAGAAGCGGUCAGCUGGUGGAAGACAAAGGACUCAGACUGGAAUAUUCUGCCCCUGAAUAAUCAAUAGUUGACGGUACUUCGGACAGUAACUAGCCAGUCCGCUGCCUCUGUGUCUCGGUCCAGAGGGAAUAGCACCCGACUGGCCGAACACUGGCCGUAGCGUUUCCUCAUUUCUUACAUGUGAUGCAGAUAUUUUCAGUCUCAACUUUAUGAUCUCUAUCCUGAUAGAGUUUGUCACUGACCUACUAAUUAAAAGAAACGCUCACCAGUAUGAAAUAUUUGAUUCUGGUGGAAACCUAGACUUUGUGUUUUUAUGAAAACAGAUUUGUUACCAAGUCUGUGGUCUGAAUAAGCAAGAGUAAGAUUUAGAACCACUUUAAUGGAAAGUAAUUCUUCACUGGUUUUAUUCCUUGUAUUUUUAAAAACUUAUUUUGAUAAUUUUAGUAGAAUGUGUAAUUUUAAAAUACACACAAAAACUUUAACGUAGUAUGGAUUAUACAAAUAAUUAUUUAACAUGUCUUUUAUGGAUGUAUCUAUAUGUAAAUAGUAAUAUAUUUAUAAAACAAAUAUCCUUUAUGUUGUAGUCUCUGCUACAAGGGCGGAUGCCUGGGUGGGUGGCUGGGUGGGUGUGGCUGUGUAUGUUUGUGUGUUUAUGUUUUGAAAACUUGCAAGCUGUUUUUCCCAAUUUAAUACUGUAAAGUAUAUUUGGUUUUGUUGUUCUUUCUGCUUUCCAAUUUCCUUACUCAAGAUAAAAUAAGAUAAAUACAGUUUUCUGGCCAUUCCGUUGCUGUGUGGCUAACCCAUUUAAUUAUUCUCUUAAUUCCUGGAGAAUUCCUGCUUGACCCAGAAUCAAACAUACUAUGACUAGGGAUAAUGUGUAUGUUCCAAGUGUACUGAAGAUGAAAACUUAGCUGGGUUGCUAAGUUUCCAAAAUACAUACCAAUAAAUAAAAUGAAAUAUAGAAGAAGUUGGAAUAUACACACAGAUUAAGAGAAAGCAGAGUGUUAACAAAAAGUAAAGAAGCUUAAAGUACUUUUAUUGGUCUAGGAAAACCACCUAGAGCUAGCGUUGACCAACUUUCUGUAUCUUCACAUAGUAAAGAAUUAGCUUUUUAGAAUCGAAAUGAUCUCUUAAGAACUGCUCAUAUUUGGCCUAUGGACCAUUCCUGAUCUCUGCCGCAGAGGAGAAAAACGGGCACAUUAAACAGUAAAUUCUGUUACUGCAUAUGUUAAUGUAAGAAAUAAUUGUAUUUCAACUGACAAAAGAAAAUCUGGUAGUUAUUAAUAGUCUUCAAAAGUUGAUUGUGAGACAGUCAUAUGAUGCACUUGUGUUUUAAAACUGGUCACACCUCUUAUUUAUUAGAAAUAUUUCUUGUGUUUAAUCAGCCACAAAAAUCUGUAGAAAAGAUACUUUAAAAGUGUUAACAUUUAUUAAUGAAUUUGGGGUUUCUGUUAAUAAAUGGGACUCCUUUACCAGUUUUAAUUUUUUUAAUGGCCCUCAUGGACCAUUGUUGUAUUUUGAAAGUUAACAUAUAACUAGCCACAAUUUUUUUGUAAAGAUUCCAUUUAUCAAUUACCUUUUUCUGUUAUCUUUCGCACUGAAUAAAUGACACAUCUGCCCCUUUCAAGAA